This is a messenger RNA of Colletotrichum scovillei, 3123 nucleotides long. Its product is annotated as tRNA synthetase class I. NCBI's taxonomy places the organism in Eukaryota, Fungi, Ascomycota, Sordariomycetes, Glomerellales, Glomerellaceae. Bases 153 to 2060 code for a protein of 635 amino acids. Gene Ontology annotation, cellular component: cytosol; mitochondrion. Gene Ontology annotation, molecular function: tyrosine-tRNA ligase activity; ATP binding; RNA binding. Gene Ontology annotation, biological process: tyrosyl-tRNA aminoacylation. The transcript has 3 exons. The record is from RefSeq and is a predicted model, not a curated record.
CUGGGCUGACCUGUGUCAGUCAUUCUGGUUGCUGGCAGGGUUGGUUUUCACAUCCUCAGACUCCUAUCCAGUGCUGAGCUUUUCUUUGCCGGUCUUUGUUCCAAUGCAUUCAGAAGUACAGAUCUUAUAAUUACCAACACACAUACCCCAUCAUGUCGUCGACAUUGGUGGCCCGCCUCCCCGAAUUACGGCGGAACAUUUGCAUUCGAUGCGCCGCGCUCCCAGUAGCCCAUUUCAGACAAAACCAAGCGAGAUGGGUAUCACAAAAGGUCGUGGAGAAGCGCAAGACAGGAGAGGAGGAGUGGGCAAAACGCGCCACAGCAAUUGAGCAGGGUGAAAUUCAGAACAUCUGGGAUGUAUUCGAGGAGCGAGGUUACGUCAAGGACGUCGCAGGGCGCACACCACAGGUCAAAGAACUGUUGCGGACCAAACGAAUAGGCGCAUACGUCGGCGUCGAUCCCACGGCCGCGUCCCUCCACGUCGGCCACCUUCUCCCCUUUAUGCCCCUUUUCUGGAUGUACCUCAACGGGUACACGGCCGUAUCGCUGGUCGGAGGCGCGACGGGCAGGAUAGGUGACCCAACGGACAGACUGAAGACGCGCGAGGUCAUGGCGAACAGCGAAGUCUCAAUGAACAUCACCAAGAUCCACUACCAAUUGAAGAAGAUAUGGGCAAAUGUGGAAGCUCUGGGGCGAAAGUACGGCCACGAGGCGGACUGGGCAGCCAAGAGGCAUCUCGUGAACAACAACAUGUGGUGGCAAAGCUUGCCAUUGUACGAUGUCAUGAAGAGACUGGGCCGCUUCAUGCGGAUAGGGCCCAUGCUCGGCCGCGAUACAGUCAAGAACAAGAUGGAAAAGGGCGACGGCAUGUCCCUCGCAGAAUUUACCUACCCUCUGAUGCAAGGAUGGGACUUUUGGCACCUGUACUCCAAGCUCGGCGUCCAGAUGCAAAUUGGAGGCUCAGAUCAGUUUGGAAACAUCGUGACGGGCAUCGAGGCCGUCAAGACGAUCCGCGCGUCCGAGGAGAACCCCAACAUGCGCAUGCCCGAUACCUGGCGAGACGACCCCAUUGGCUUCACGGUGCCUCUCCUGACGGAUAGCGCGGGCGCAAAGUUUGGCAAGAGCGCCGGCAAUGCCGUCUGGCUCGACCCCUUUAUGACGAGCGCCUUUGACCUCUACGGUUACUUCGCCAGGCGAUCCGACACCGAAGUCGAGCGGCUCCUCAAGCUCUUCACCUUCCUGCCCACCGCCAACAUCGAGAAGCUCAUGGUCGACCACGCAAAGAACCCGCCCGCGCGCGUCGCGCAGCACACCCUCGCCUUCGAGGUGCUCUCCCUCGUCCACGGCGCCGACGUCGCCAUCAGGGAGCAGCAGCAGCACCAGUUCAUGUACAGCAAGGGAUCCGGCACCCAAUUCGUGGGCGCCUCCCCCGAGACGCCGGGACAGGACAACACCGUGGCCCCCUACAAGGCCGUGGAAGGCCACCCGACGACCCUCAACAACGCGCCCAAGAUGGACAUGCAGCUCCCCGAAAACCUCAUCUACAACCAAGGCAUCGCCCGCAUCCUCUACGCCGCGGGUCUCGCCACCUCCGUCAGCGAGGGCCACCGCAUCGCCCGCGCCCAGGGCGCCUACGUCGCCGCCGCGCCCGGCAAGGACAUGCGCGGCCUCGUGCCCGGAAAUCUCGACUGGACGCCCGUCAAGCUCUGGUACCCGCAGGACGUGCCCAAGUUCCUCAUUGACGGACGCGUGCUCAUCAUCCGCAAGGGCAAGCACAACGUCCGCAUCAUCGAGGUCGUCAGCGAUAAGGAGUGGCAGGACAGCGGCAAGGCCUACCCGGGCGAGCCCUUCAAGGGCAAGACGCGCGUGCUGAUGCAGCAGCUCAAGGAGCUCGCCGCGGCCGAGGGUCGCAAGCUGUCGCGCCGCGAGCUGGAGCAGAUGGUCAAGGAGAAGCUGGCCACCGAGGAGGAGGAGGUGACCGUUGCGAAUAACCCGGAUAUCAAGUUCCCCAAGAAGAGCGAGCGUCAGCAGGCGUUCGAGGAGGGCAAGUCGCGGGAGUAAACGAGAGGCUGCCACAGCGCUUCUCGUCUUUCGAAAUGUUUUGAUGUAUCACACCCGAUACCAUGUGCAAAUAUCUGUACAAUGACCUGUACACUACCAAAAACUUAGAACAAUGUAAAACCACCAUGCUCAUGACAACAUCUUUCUCUCUCGCUCUCUCACACUUCCCCAAGAUACACCCUCAACGAUAAAACACAGUCAGAUCCCCGCUCGGCACCGGCAAAGCCUUGAGCUUCUCCAUAAUCUCCCCAUCCGUGAGAUUCUUCUCCGUAAUAAUCUGAUCAAACGAGUGACACCCGUCCGUAUACACCUGCAGCGCGUCCCCUCCUCCCCCGCCACCAGCUCUGGGCCGCGCCUGGCCCGUCGCCAAGCCCGCGAGGUACUGCUUGGACACGACGUACUUGUGCACGCGGUACAGACACCCCUUGAUGACGCCAAACUGCACCAGCCGCCGGACGUCCACGUACCUCAGCACGUCGAACCCGGCCUCCUGGUGCGCGCGCAGCCACUCCAUCACGCUCUUGCCCACACAGAAGCUCGUCAUGAGCUUGAUGAGCAUAAAGUUGCUCACGCGCUGCCGGGCGUGGAUGCACACGUACGCCGCGCACUCGUCCACGAUGCCGUCCCGGUCCGCGACGAAGUCGUGGAUCCCGGGGCGGGGCGCGUAGCAGCUGCCGAAGAAGAACAUGUCGAGCAGCAGGACGGUGUCGUAGUACAGCAGGUGGCGGAGGGCCAGCGUGGCGAGAUCGAGCGAGACGUCGGCGAGCCAGGCGAUGCGGCGGACGUCGUUCACGCCGUCAAUGUGCGCGACGACUUUCUGCAUCGUCAGGUCCCAGGUCUGGUCGACGAUCUCGGCGAAUUUCAUCUUGGCGACGGGGACGUGCCAGCCGCGGACCUGGGGCGGGCUGGCGUGGUGCGGGAAGAGCUUCAUGUUGAUGGUGUUUGCGUCGUCUUUUUGGGCAGCCCUCCGCGGUCAGCGAUGUCUCGAGAGAUUGGCGAUGCGCGGAACAGGAGAGCGAAAAGGGGGAGAGUGUGUAACUUACCAACAGGAAUCAUGCACUCG